Leptinotarsa decemlineata (Colorado potato beetle) is the source of this 754-nucleotide messenger RNA. RefSeq names its product acyl-CoA Delta-9 desaturase. Lineage: Eukaryota; Metazoa; Arthropoda; Insecta; Coleoptera; Chrysomelidae. Gene Ontology annotation, biological process: unsaturated fatty acid biosynthetic process. Gene Ontology annotation, cellular component: endoplasmic reticulum membrane. The record is from RefSeq and is a predicted model, not a curated record. Gene Ontology annotation, molecular function: stearoyl-CoA 9-desaturase activity; iron ion binding.
UACAUAUGGGCGAGAGACCACAGACAGCACCACAAGUUCAGUGACACGGAUGCAGAUCCUCACAAUGCCAGCAGAGGAUUCUUCUUCUCGCACAUAGGUUGGCUGAUGAGUAAGAAACACCCGGCGGUCAUAGAGAAAGGAAAAACCAUUGAUAUGUCCGACCUGGAGGCAGACCCGUUGGUCAUGUUCCAAAAAAAGUUCAUUCUGCCGGUAGAAUCGACGUUCGUAGCGUUCAUAUCUGUAGGAGAGGGAUGGCAUAACUACCAUCAUACAUUUCCUUGGGAUUAUAGAGCAGCAGAGUUGGGAUCAAAUUUCAUGUUGACCACCUUCUUGAUAGACCUUUGCUCGUACUUCGGUCUAACCUACGAUCUCAAAACUGCAUCGUUCAAAAUGGUUGAAAAAAGAUUGUUCAGAACUGGAGAUGGCACGCAUCCAAGAUCCUUGAGGAGAGAGAAAAUAAGGUGGUUGAAUGGUCAGAAAGAAAACGACGCUGAUAGCGAUGAUAGACAGAAAGUGGUCGAUGACAAAAGUUGAAGGAAUUUGAUUCUUCGAAUCAAUGAACCGUUCAGCUGCUGUUCAGCUGUAUUUGACCAGUUUUUUGUUCAAGAUUGUAUCUUAAACAGUAGUAGUUUGGUAGUUUCUUAUUCAAAAAACUGAAGUUAUCAUUAGAAAUAGUAACGAAAUAUUUUAUAUUUUACUUGUGUAGUUUUUUAACAUCAGAAUAAACGUGCAUAUACUGAAAACGUUCACUAAA